AGUGAGUCUGACAUCACACAAGAAUCACCUUUUACAUCAGCUGACACUGGGAAUUCAAGAUCUGCUUUUCCAAGUUAUACAGGCACAGGGAUCUCCACUGAAGGCAGCUCGGACUUCUCCUGGGGAUAUGGUAGACAGCACAAGCAGGGGAGAGAAGAGAGAGGGAGACACAGAAUCUGAAGCAGGCUCCAGGCUCUGAGCUGUCAGCACAGGGCCUGAUGCGGGGCUCGAACCCACAAACUGUGAGAUCAUGACUUCACCCAAAGUUGGAUGCUUAAACGACUGAGCCACCCAGGCGCCCCUAAAAAUUACAUUUUUAAUCUAUUUAUUGCUGGUGUGUAAAGGUACAGUCCCUGUUUUUUAAGGGAACUGAGUUGUAGGAUAAUGUUGGCUUCUGGCAAAAAUUUAUAUUCUUUGUCAUGUUUUUAAAACUUCUAACAUGUUAUUAUAUGUUUUAAUAGAUUUCUCAUUUAUUUAAUACUAGGUUAAACUUUCACUGGAUUUAUUAUUAUUAUUUUUAACUGUGAUAUUCACAUAACAUAGAAUUCACUUUUUUUUUUUAAUAUUUUAUUUAUUUUUAAGGCAGAGAGAGACAGCAUGAGUGGGGAUGGUGCAGAGAGAGAGAGGGAGACACAGAAUUGGAAGCAGGCUCCAGGUUCUGAGCUGUGAGCACAGAGCCCGACGCGGGGCUCGAACUCACAAACUGUGAGAUCAUGACCUGAGCUGAAGUCAGACGCUCAACCAACUGAGCUACCCAGGCGCCCCAGAAUUCACUUUUUUAAAGUGAACAGAGCUUGAUCAAAAUGCCACUGAAAAGGUCCAGGCAAUGUUCACAGCCAUUGACGAGCUCUUGUAUGAGCAGAAGUUGAGUGUGCAUACUAAGAGUCUACAGGAAGAGUGCCAACAAUGGACAUGCAGCUUUCCUCACCUCAGGAUCCUGGGUAGGCAGAUAAUCACUCCAAGCGAAGGAUAUGGACUGUAUCCUAGAUCCCCUUCUGUUGUUUCAGUUUCACAUGAGACAACACUUUCUCAAGAAAGAGAUUCUACUAUAUUUGGUAUUAGGGGAAAGAAGUUACAUUUUUCAUCUUCUUAUGCUCACAAAGCAUCUCCCAUUGCCAAAUCCCCUAGUGUGUAUUCUAUGGAAAGAGAGGAGGAAGACUGUAUAAUCUUCUCUGAAGGAAUAAUAGAGGAAUACCUAGCAUUCGACCACACUGAUAUGGAAGAGGGGUUUCAAGGAAAGAAAUUACACGCAUCUCCAGAGAAACAGAAAUUAGGGUACCCUCCCAUUGCUCCAUUUUACUGCAUGAAAGAGGACGUCCUUGCUUAUGUGUUUGACGACGUGUGGAGCAAAGUUCUGAGCUGUAUGGAGCAGCUGACACGUAGUCAUUGGGAGGGAUUUGCUUCUGAUGAUGAGAGUAAUGUUGCAAACACCAGACCAGUUUCAGAAAGCCCCUGUGUGCUGAGUGAACCACAACCCUUGGUUUUACCUCGAGUGCCACAGUCGAAGGUGCUGUCCAUCACCUCAAAUACAAUGAAUCUCUGUCAAGCAGCAAGUGGUCAUCAGCCAAAUGUGAAUGGUCUCUUGGUCCAUGGGAUGCCUCUACAACCAAGAAAUCUCUCCCUAAUGGACAAGCUACUAGAUCUUGAUGACAAGCUACUUAUGAGACCUGGAUCCAGUACCAUCCUUUCAACCCGAAAUUGGCCAAAUCGAGCCCUGGAGCUUAGCACAUCAGCUCUCUCAUACACAGUGCAGUCCGCCAGGAGACGCAAUCCCCCACCACGUACGCUUCAUCCCAUCAGCACAAGCCAUUCAUGCGCUGGAACGCCAAGGCCUGUGGAAGAAAUCCUCAGAGGAUCCCGAGUUCCAGGAGCGGCGGACUCACUCUCCUCUCCCUCACCAAUGCCCCUGAGUCGAAACAAUCUCCUGCCACCUAUUGGCACAGCUGAAGUGGAACACUUAAGCACUGUGGGGUCACAAAGGCAAACGAAAACCCAUGGUGACUCCAAUCGAGCUCGAAGUGCAGUGGUGGAUGAGCCUAACCAUCAGCAGCCCCAGGAGAGGCUCCUUUUACCUGACUUUUUCUCCAGGCCCAACACUACUCAGUCAUUUUUGCCAGAUACACAAUAUCAUUCGUGUGUUGCUGAGUAUCCUCAUCAGGCCCGACCUGGUAGGGGAUCUGCAGUGACAGGUGGGACCAUUGCUCUUAUUUUACUAUGUGGCUAUGUUAAGACCCUGCCUUUGUCUGUUUUCUAUGUUUAUUUUCCCUUCCUCCAGAUUUUAUUAUAUUUUGUUUUCCUACAUUUGUAAAUCAUCUCAAAUUCCUUUGGAAAUGGCAUAUAAUAAAGAUCGAGGAGACCUCUGUUGCCCAGAGCCAAGUUCCAGAUUCGUUUUCUCAUACGUAAAUUAACUUCUCACCACUCUGGCAAAAUAGACAGUACUUUCUUUUCUUCAAUCUAAAAAACUUAAGUGAAAUAAGUCAUUUUUAUAACAUUCAAACACU
This is a messenger RNA of Acinonyx jubatus (cheetah), 2501 nucleotides long. It is a transcript of the gene FAM149B1, whose product is annotated as family with sequence similarity 149 member B1. The record is from RefSeq and is a predicted model, not a curated record. Gene Ontology annotation, biological process: cilium assembly; protein localization to cilium. The coding region runs from base 827 to 2308 and encodes 493 amino acids. NCBI's taxonomy places the organism in Eukaryota, Metazoa, Chordata, Mammalia, Carnivora, Felidae. The transcript is spliced from 12 exons.